Messenger RNA from Carcharodon carcharias (great white shark), 1498 nucleotides. It is a transcript of the gene slc25a4, whose product is annotated as solute carrier family 25 member 4. Lineage: Eukaryota; Metazoa; Chordata; Chondrichthyes; Lamniformes; Lamnidae. Gene Ontology annotation, molecular function: ATP:ADP antiporter activity. The coding region runs from base 125 to 1021 and encodes 298 amino acids. Gene Ontology annotation, biological process: mitochondrial ATP transmembrane transport; mitochondrial ADP transmembrane transport. Gene Ontology annotation, cellular component: mitochondrial inner membrane. The transcript is spliced from 4 exons. The record is from RefSeq and is a predicted model, not a curated record.
AUAUUAGGUGUGAAGGAGGAGAGACGUCCAUUUGGUCCGCUGCAAAUAUCCCCGGAGGUUGCUGUAGGCGCGCACUUUCCCUCUUCAGUUCCCUCGCCGGAAAGGUCGUCCUUUACCCCGCCAGAUGGGUGACUACGCGAUCAGCUUCAUCAAGGAUUUUCUGGCCGGCGGGAUUGCCGCUGCCAUUUCCAAGACGGCAGUGGCACCCAUCGAGAGGGUGAAAUUGCUGUUGCAGGUCCAACAUGCCAGCAAACAGAUUACAGCAGAAAUGCAGUACAAGGGAAUCAUAGACUGUGUGGUCCGUAUUCCCAAAGAACAGGGAUUUAUAUCAUUUUGGCGUGGGAACUUGGCCAACGUUAUCAGGUACUUCCCAACUCAGGCUCUCAACUUCGCCUUCAAGGACAAGUACAAGCAGAUCUUCCUCGGGGGCGUCGAUAAGAAGACCCAGUUCUGGCGUUACUUCGCCGGGAACCUGGCGUCGGGCGGAGCCGCCGGAGCCACCUCGCUCUGUUUCGUCUACCCGCUGGACUUCGCCCGAACGCGGCUGGCAGCCGAUGUGGGCAAGGCCCUGAACGAGAGAGAGUUCACUGGCCUGGCCAGUUGCAUCACUAAAAUCUUUAAGUCGGAUGGCAUCAGGGGCCUCUACCAGGGAUUCAACGUCUCGGUCCAAGGCAUCAUCAUCUAUCGAGCUGCCUACUUUGGCAUCUACGACACAGCGAAAGGUAUGAUGCCGGAUCCCAAGAACGUGCACAUUCUGAUCAGUUGGAUGAUCGCCCAGACUGUGACAGCGGUGGCAGGCCUGGUGUCUUAUCCGUUUGACACUGUCCGCCGGCGCAUGAUGAUGCAGUCAGGUCGUAAGAGUGCUGAUAUUAUGUAUUCGGGCACAAUUGACUGCUGGAAGAAAAUUUUAAAAGAUGAAGGAGGUAAAGCUUUCUUCAAAGGUGCCUGGUCGAAUGUAUUGAGAGGAAUGGGUGGUGCUUUUGUACUGGUACUGUACGAUGAAAUCAAGAAAUUUGCCUAAGGUCCAACUCCUUCCCACCACUGAAAAUUACACAAAGUUAGAAAACUGUAAUUUAUUGUAGCAGGAACAAUGGUUUUUAAUAAUCAUGACUGUACUUUUGAGGAUUCAGAUAUCUGAACAAAAACAGUUGCAGGUUGGGGAGUCAGAAUGAAUGUGAAAGGGAUUUAUGCAUUAAUAAAAAGUCAAGGUGAGCCUUUGGGUUUGUUAUCCAUGUAUUAAAUUCCAUAGCCUAAUCCCCGUGCAAACUGUACAUAUUUUACUUAUGGCUUUACCAGUUUUUUUUGUGGGUGGUGAUGAAUUUCUGUAUUUAAUACAUGUACUCCAGGAAUGGUUAUAUUCUAAUUACUACAGAUGAGCACAUUGUUUAGAAUUGAUCCUAGCCAAACAAAUGUAUUUAUGGUCCUAAUUAAAUCAAAUGUAUUUAUUAAGACUGCCUAAUGUAUACAAUUUUCAAUAAAACUUCCUGUUUUGAAUUGA